Molecule: messenger RNA, 672 nt
Organism: Poecilia reticulata (guppy)
Lineage: Eukaryota; Metazoa; Chordata; Actinopteri; Cyprinodontiformes; Poeciliidae
Source: RefSeq, a predicted model, not a curated record
UUGGACAACCCUGACAGGUUCUCAGGGGAACUUCACUCUGCUCCGGGUAUUUAUAAGGUUCUGUUAGAGAAAUCUGACGCAAAAAGUUUGACAUAUGUGCCRGCUUUGCAUUAAAGGUGAUCACGAUCUCCUGACUAAUGUAUUUUUCCAGAUGUGCGGAGUUGGAGGAAGUGUGUUAAAGACGCAGCGUGGCUCAGGAACCAGGUGGUGGCGCCAGUGACGGAGGACGGAACAUGCUGCYGAUGUUGAUGCCUUGCACUGGAGCCACAGCUGUUAUCUUCAUUGCUCCUCUGUUCUUUGGUGUUGCUCUUCUUCACCACAUCAUAGAGCAGCUUCACCUGGGAAAGGACAAUGUGAGUGCCWUCUUCCUGGGGGCAGGUCACAUUGUGGGUCCAGUUUUGUGCCAUUCAUUCUGCAACAGCCAGGGUGUCCCUGACAUUGGUUCCAGCUCUGAGCCGCCCUCAGCGUUCAGCAGUGCUGAUCUGCUAUCUGACUGGAGUCCUGCUGUUUCUGGUGGUGCUCUUCCCCUUCACAGACCCCUUCCUCUGUGGAGCCAGACCUGUCUGCAGCCUCRCCGCCUCUCAAGCAUUGGAAUGUUGAUUGAGAAAAUGUCAAAUACUCAAGAAAGUCGUGAAAAAUAAAGUUUUGAGACAGAUUUUAACUUUAAUAUAA